AUGGGGCCGUUUAGGAGCAACAGCCGCCGCCCACCCGCCGUCCUCGCGCUCGUUACAAUCACAUUCGCGACGCUCGCCGCGUCGCCAGCAUUCGCGGGGAAGAUCAGGCAGGUUUUCGCGUUCGGCGAUCAGGCAUUCGACACGGGCAUGAGCCGCUUCUUCAGCCAGUCCAUCUGGAAGGCCACCGCGCCGCCUUACGGCCAAGAUUGGGGCAAGAUAUCGGGCCGCUUCAGCAACGGUCGUCUCGUACUUGACUUUAUCACGUUCCGCCUGGGCCUGCCGAGCCUCUUCGCGUACCAUCGCAAGCCGCUCGUGUCGAAGCAGGGAACGAGCUUCGCGACUGCCGCGGCUGGCGCCCGAAACUGGGUGUAUGCAGGGAAGACUCGCAGUCUCCAAACCCAGAUAGCGUACAUGCAGGAGUACAAGGACAAGCGCAAGAACAACCCGCAAGUGAUGCUUGACCAAUCACUGAUUAUGAUCAGCGCGGGAACCAACGAUUACGUGCUGGCACUUCUCGGGCAGUCGGACGGGCAGAGCGUGGAGCAGGUGUUGUCUGCUACUACAGGAGCGAUAGUCAAAGCAGUGCAGGACCUCAAUGCAAUGACCAAGACCACCAAGAUCGUUGUAUUCGACGUUCCCCCCCUUGGGUGCAUCCCAGCCGUUCGUUACUUCAAGAAGACCCCUGCAGGGCAGUGUGACGCGGCAGCGAAUAAGAUAGCCGACCAGCACAACACGGGCGUGCGGGUGAAACUGGAGAAGCUGAGGAAGCAGGGGGUGACCAACCUGAUUCUGUUUAAACAGAGCACUGUGUAUCGAGUCAAGGGCACCACUGCAGGUGGCUUUAUUGACCAGACAUCUGUUUGCUGCGAGGGUAAAACACCCAGCGGAAAGCUGAUAGCAUGUGGGCAGACGGUGAAAGAGGGCGGCAAGAGCUACAGUGCAACCGCAUGCAAGGACCCGACUAAGUACGUGUGGUGGGACUGGUACAAUCCCACUGAGGCGUUUAACGAAGUGCUGUCGGGGAUUUUGUGGCACAGCAACAGUGUUUCAUAUGUGUCUCCGUUCGGACUUAAGGCUAUUGUUGACAAGUAG
Molecule: messenger RNA, 1092 nt
Organism: Closterium sp. Naga37s-1
Lineage: Eukaryota; Viridiplantae; Streptophyta; Zygnematophyceae; Desmidiales; Closteriaceae
Source: the annotation of a GenBank genome assembly